UGGUAAACCUUGUCUUCCAUACAAAAUAAUAAUUUUGGAUGAGGCUGACUCGAUGACCAGUGCAGCCCAAGCUGCCCUUAGGCGCACCAUGGAGAAACAGUCAAAGACAACCCGUUUCUGCCUCAUCUGCAACUAUGUUUCUCGCAUUAUUGAGCCUCUCACAUCGAGAUGUUCCAAGUUUCGCUUUAAACCCUUAGCACAUGAUAUAAUGGUGAAGCGACUGUCUUACAUAUGUGAAGAAGAGAAUGUCAAAUAUGAAGAGGGUGCUCGGGAGGUAGUCAUUGAAACAGUAAGGAACCGCGAAGACUAUUACAACAUACAAUCAGCUGCCGACUUCGAAGG
Molecule: messenger RNA, 342 nt
Organism: Cherax quadricarinatus
Lineage: Eukaryota; Metazoa; Arthropoda; Malacostraca; Decapoda; Parastacidae
Source: RefSeq, a predicted model, not a curated record